Mitosporidium daphniae is the source of this 999-nucleotide messenger RNA. RefSeq names its product LPD-2 protein. The coding region runs from base 1 to 999 and encodes 332 amino acids. The transcript has a single exon. Lineage: Eukaryota; Fungi; Microsporidia. Gene Ontology annotation, cellular component: small-subunit processome; nucleolus. Gene Ontology annotation, biological process: maturation of SSU-rRNA from tricistronic rRNA transcript (SSU-rRNA, 5.8S rRNA, LSU-rRNA). The record is from RefSeq and is a predicted model, not a curated record.
AUGCUGGGCAGUUUAAGCAUAAACUCCCUUUUUUUGGGGGACCAAAAAAACGGGGAACAAACUCCGUUGGAUCCUGAACUUUCGGCGCAAUUGGAAGAAAUUUUAAGCCACAUGCAAAAAGCACACCAACGAUUGCUGGAGCACCCGGAAAGCAACGAGUUGGGCCUGUCUUUGUACAGCUGCAAACAUCAGGUUUUUUCAGAGUACAUUUUAAACAUCCUAUUUUCGGUUCUUGCUAAUGCCACCUCGUCGAACAAUGCUGCUCUAGAGGAGGAGGUUUCAAAGGCAUUGUUUAAGAAUAGGCUUUUCAUUGACAAAAGCAAACCCAUCGAGGCAAAAAUGCGAUUUCAAAUCGAAAGGCUAUUGGAGCAAUCGAGCAACUCGAGUCUAAGCUCUUCCUCCAACAAUGAAGUGUUGUUAUCGCACAAGCCAAACCUCUCAUCAAUUUUGGAGGACAAAGGGUCGGAAUCCUCCUCGCUUUCAGAUGCCGAAGACGGAGAGAGGGCCUAUAAAGCACCAAAGAUUGCGCCUGCGUUCUUCCAUUCUAGCAAUGCAGAUCUUGAAAAGAAAAAGCAGGAGACCAGAAAACUAACGGCAAAGAGCCGCCGUCUUGUCAAUGAGUUCAAAGAUGAAUUUUCUUCACGACCAGAAGAAGUUAGUUAUAGUGUUUACCGCAAUUCCGAAUUCGGAGACAAGGAGCACUCGAUCACGCAGUUUGAGGAAGACAACUUUACCCGUGUCGAAAAGAAAAAGAAAAAAUCCAAAAGAUCCAGCGCACCUGAGCUUAUUGACGCACUGGAUGAGCUUGAUAGUAUUGGGCUUCUUGAUAAAUACACUCCCGAUUCGGAAGACGAAGCGGGUCUUUUCCACCCGAAGAAAAAAAAAGGCAGGAGAAAUUACUUGCCAAAGCUUUCAAAAAAGGAUCUAGAUGAAGAAAUUGCUUCCGACGACGAUUAUGCGCUGCCAAAGCCCAAAAGUAGGAACAAAAGAGCCAACUGA